Dioscorea cayenensis subsp. rotundata (Guinea yam) is the source of this 686-nucleotide messenger RNA. Its product is annotated as ethylene-responsive transcription factor ERF020-like. The record is from RefSeq and is a predicted model, not a curated record. The transcript has a single exon. The coding region runs from base 26 to 472 and encodes 148 amino acids. Lineage: Eukaryota; Viridiplantae; Streptophyta; Magnoliopsida; Dioscoreales; Dioscoreaceae. Gene Ontology annotation, biological process: regulation of DNA-templated transcription. Gene Ontology annotation, molecular function: DNA-binding transcription factor activity; DNA binding.
UACUUACAAAGUUAAUAUACAUAUCAUGGCAAUGAGAAGCUCCGGCGAGCCGGAGAACAUCGCCGGAGAGGAGAAGAAGUACAAGGGAGUGCGUCGCCGGAAGUGGGGGAAAUGGGUAUCAGAGAUAAGAGUACCGGGUUCGACACAAAGACUAUGGUUAGGCUCAUAUUCGACACCGGAAGCCGCGGCGAUGGCUCACGACACCGCCGUCGUACUCCUUCGACCAAGUUCAUCGUCUUUUAACACUCUAAAUUUUCCAAAUGAAGCUCCUAGUUUUGCUUUAGAGCCCGGAAAUGUCUCACCGGACACGGUGCAAAGGCUUGCAUCGAACCGGGGAAUGGCGAUGGAUGCCCGGUUAACGGUGAAGUUGCCGGAGAAGGAGGAGGAUAGGCAUGCAGAGAAUUUGGUUAUGUUGCAUGAGAGUGAGUUUGGAGGUGGUGAUAUAUCAGUUGAUGAUUAUAUUUGUAAUUAAUUAAGAUAAUAAUUAAGGUUAGUGAUUUUGGUAGAUAAUUAAAUAAAUGGAUAAUAAUUUAUAUGAUGAGAUUAAAGGUUUAGAAGUUUGUAUUUAUUUCUCUUUUGGUUUUUUUUUUGCAAAGAGAGAGAUGAUGGUGAGGAUGGAAAAGUCUUAAUUUAAGCUUUUGGGUGAUGUGAAGUUUGAUGCUUUGUGGAAAUUAGUGGAAUUUUGU